GUCUUUACACCCAGGUGUCAUGCAUUGGUCCACUCCCACAGCUUUGGGAGGAGCUGGAUCGCUGCUCAGACCAACUGGCUCCAUAACUGCGCAGGAAAUAUGUGAAUUACUCUUAAAGCAUCCAAUCACAGUGGCUGACGCUGCCUGUUGAGUACAUUCAGCAGGAUUAUUACACCUCUCUCUCUGUCCUCUCCACCCCUCCCCGUCCCUCCAUCCAUUCCCUCUCCACUCUCAGCUCCCUACCUUCCCUCCUGAGUGGAUUUUUUUCGGGGCAGUGCACAUAGACCCCCCUCCUCACCUCACCCCACCCCACCACCCCCCUCCUCCUUCCCCUCGGACAGCUUUGCUCCACCAGUUCUGCACUGUGCCGGCCUGGAGAGGAGUAAGGGAGCGGAAAGAGGAGCGAGAAGAGAGGAUUUGGUGAACCGAGGAGAGACAGACAGGGGAGAGGGACCAUGGCUGCUCUCUCUGCCUUGCUGAAGACCUGGGUGUUACUGCAGACCUUGUGCCUGGCUCUGGCUCAAGUGAGGGGUCCACAAGGUCCUCAGGGCCAGCCCGGCCCACCAGGCCCCUCUGGCAUGCCUGGAUCAGACGGCAUUGAUGGAGAAAAAGGACCUCCUGGGCCCCCUGGUCCACCAGGACAAAAGGGAGAGCCGGGAGAGCCAGGUCCUGAUGGAGCACCGGGAGAGAAUGGUAUUGACGGUCUGAUUGGAGCAAAGGGUGAUCGAGGUCCUGUCGGAAGCCCUGGCCCUAAGGGUCAGCCUGGACCGAGUGGUGAACCUGGAGCUCCUGGACCCGGCCUUCCAGGACUGGCUGGCACUCCGGGACCAAUCGGUUUCCCAGGUGAAAUUGGACCAACUGGACCAAAGGGUGUCUUAGGGUCACCUGGACCUCCAGGACUUCCUGGACCCCCUGGCAAACCAGGUCCUCCAGGGAAGUUCAUUGGUGGAGAAGAAGGCAGUGCAGAGUUCCAGUGUCCUCUUAACUGUCCAGCAGGGCCGAAAGGCCCCCAGGGAAUCCAGGGAGUCAAGGGACACAAAGGACGUGCUGGUGUUCUGGGAGACCCUGGUAGCAUUGGAAAGACGGGUACCAAGGGAGAAAUGGGCAUCUCCGGGGAGCAGGGCAUCCCGGGACCUCCGGGUCCGAUGGGUCUGAGGGGCUAUCCAGGGAUGAUGGGUCCUAAAGGGGAAGCAGGUCCUCGUGGUUACAAGGGCAUCACCGGACCUGUAGGAAUUCCUGGGCCUCCUGGUGAGGAAGGACCUCAGGGACCACCUGGAGAGGCAGGAGACAAGGGAGACAAAGGCAGCCGGGGUAUCCAGGGUCCACAGGGCGUGGUUGGCAAAAAGGGAGAGAAUGGUCUGCCGGGUAUUGAUGGAAAAGAUGGCACACCUGGUAUUCCUGGAAUAAAGGGCGGCCCUGGCCAGGCUGGGAUGCCUGGUCCUCCUGGUCCUCAGGGAGCAGCGGGAUUGCCUGGCAGUCCAGGGUCAAAGGGAGGACCUGGAGCUAAGGGCGAGCCUGGACCUAGGGGUCACUCGGGCCAGUCUGGUGCACCUGGACCUCUGGGUGAGCCUGGUGUCCCUGGUGAGGCUGGUAUGGAAGGAGUUCCGGGACCUAAGGGUGACAGAGGCCAGCGUGGAGAAGCUGGGCCGCAGGGAAUAGUCGGCAAGCCUGGAUCCAAAGGAGAGAGAGGACCGAUCGGUGUUCCUGGUGCCCAGGGUCUAAGUGGAACCAAGGGAGACAAGGGCUUCCAAGGAAAAGUUGGGUCAAAGGGAGACAUUGGUGACCCCGGCGUGGAGGGAUUGGCUGGUGAGAAAGGUGAAAAGGGUUUGUCUGGUGAACCUGGACCCAAAGGACAGCAAGGAAUUAGGGGUGACACAGGACACAAUGGACCCACGGGAGACCCAGGUAAACCUGGAGACCCCGGACCAUCAGGGCUGCCUGGUCCUAGAGGACUUAAUGGAGAGCGAGGAGUUCCUGGUAUGCCAGGCAUUCAAGGAUCGCCGGGACGUGACGCAUCCGACCAGCAUAUUAUUGAAGUGGUAUUGAAGAUGUUGCAGGAGAGGCUAGCAGCGGUGGCAGUGAGUGCCAAGAGGGCUGUGCUUGGCGGAGCUGGUGUGAUGGGUCCUCCUGGUCCUCCUGGGCCUCCGGGGUCACCUGGACCUCAGGGGCCACAUGGUUUACCUGGUGCCCGUGGCAUUCCUGGCAUGAUUGGAGGACCUGGACAGAUUGGAAACACAGGACUUAAAGGAAAAAGAGGACCAAAGGGAGAAAGAGGAGAUCCAGGUAAACCCCACCCAGGACUACCGGGACCUCCAGGAAUACCAGGUCCUCCUGGCAUUGAUGGAGUGGCUCGGGACGGCAGGCCCGGUGAGAGAGGACCUGAAGGAGCAGCCGGAGAGGCUGGUUACCCCGGUAAGGCGGGUCCGCAAGGUCUCCCAGGCUUUUGCGAGGCUGCGAUGUGUCUGGCUGCGUCAGCGUACACCUCCCCAAGACUACAGGAGGCGGGAACGAUCAAAGGACCAAAUGUUUAGAGACCCGUCUCUCCAUUAGCAGCUCACAACACCUGGGAGAGAGUGAGAGAGAGAUAGAGAGAGAGAGAGAGAGAGAGAGAGAGAGAAAGAAAGAGAGAGAGAGGAAGAGAGAAGGCAAGAGACCACUCUUCUCUGUAGGACAACAUCGAGAACGAGGGGUGGGGGACAAUAAUAGCAACUGGGUGUAUAAGCACGCCCCCUUCUGAAACUGACAACCUGAAGUUUUGACGGGUGGGACACACUCUUGAUCUUAAUCCCCCACAUCACCAUGACAACAGCAGCUCACAGCCACCCACAUCCCUCUGAAUUCUCUAGUGUUUUGGUUUUUUUUGGAUGAUGUCAGUGUCAGUCCCAUCCAAAUAUCCCAGCCCCGUUCCAGCAGCGACAGAGGAACAGAUUUAUAUUGCAUCUCCUUGACUCCCGUCACCACCACCACAAUAUCUAUGAGCUGAGAGGAGCUGAGACCCGAGUGUGGUGAAAGGUGCUUUUCUUUUACAUCGUGGUCACUUUGAUAACACAAACAAUAUUUUUGUCUGAGAUGUGUUCUGAAGAUUUCACGCCCUGCCUCUCUUGCAACAUCACACCUGAUGCCUGAAAAGUGUACAAAAAGGAGCAAUAAAUGAUUGAAGCCUAAAUUUACACUCAGUACUGUAAUGUAUUGUACAAUGUAGUUUUGCAUAUGUAAGCCUGACUGAAACCCCCGAUUUACCUCAUGUGUACAUUGCCCCCCCCCCAAUCCACGCUUUCUACCCAAGUCUCAUUUUAGAAACUAACGACUAGCUUUAUCUCUUCCUCUUGUUGCCUGGCAACAGCAUAUCCCGAUGGGCACUCCCAUCUCCCACAAUGCAGUGCUGUAAAUCUUUGUAAAUGUGUGUUGAUUAUUAUGUAGAGAAAAAGAAAUGGGUUACGAUAUGCACCAGCAAAAAUCCUGUGUUAAUGAAUUCAGUGAGUAAUAAAAAGUUCCUUCAGAUAUAACGACUUUUCCUCGAAACGAAUCAGUCCGAAUGUGCCUUCUAUGCCACUGUCAACUUUCCACAGGGUGUCAGCGAUUUAAUGACUGAUUUAUUCUCACCAACAGAAAUUAUUUAUUGUUCUUUAUAUAAUCAUCUGUAAAGGAGGUUUUUUUUUUUUCUCUGGCUGUUCAGGUCAACCCAAACCAAUAAAGAGGAACCUUUUCUAAAAUGCAAUGUUCUUCUUUAUCAUGCGGGGAUUGGAAACAAGUCUCUUCACGUUCAGCUCCUUUUUCCUUUCAUUUCUGCUAUUCUUCCAAAUCUUUAAUAGCAACAAUUCAUGCAUGUAAAUAAACAUAAACAUUCUUCCACCACCAAGGCCAAAUGCCCCCACCACACUUCACUAGACUAAACAAUAAAGUUGUUCCAAUGCAUAUCGGCGCAUAUUUCUUGCAAUGAAAAACAACCACACUUUUUCACACAGUUUUGCUUAAAAAACAUGUUUGUUUGUUUUUUUCUCAAAUGCUUCAUAAUAGAACAUGUAAGGCACGUGUUACAGUAAAGAAACAUACAGUAUAUACAGGCUGGUGAGUUGGUGGACACAGAUGGGAUCACUGAAUGGGCCAACUAGGCAGAAAGGUCAGGGGCCCCUGGGCCAGAGCAUCUGCUUUAACUGACUGUUUCUCUUUUUUCUUUUGUGAAAAUCAAUUAAACAAACGAUUAAGAGGCACAGAAACAACCACAGAGACAUAGAGCGAACACAAAAAGUGCAUAACGUCAACAAAGGGACACAAAAUGAAUAAAGGCACAAAACAUCCUCACAGGUACAGAAAACCAGAGACAACAACUAAAAGAGAUGCAAAAAAACUACAAAGAGAGGCAACUGAACUAGAGCGAUUAAACUAUAAGGGAUGCAGAACAACUGCUAUGAGACACUUCAAUCUGGUUCUGCUCCUCUGGAGGAGAAGUGUCUUUUACACGUCUGUGCCCAGGGGCCCAUUGUCUCAUAAUAAGUCCCCGGGUGGACGACAUCAUUUAAAUCAUUUUUUGAUACAACACAAUGAUAACCACUGGAUACAACUUCUUUGAAAAGCAAUUUAAUUCAGUCUGAAGUUGAACAUUUCCCUUGGGUUAGCUUGUGAGAAACAUUAGUCUGACCACGAGUCAUAGUUUAAAAAAUGUUAAUUAAACGACAGCGAUGGUAAGAGAUGGUGGUGAUUUAAAACUCUGUAGACUUUCAGAUAUAAAAAUAAAAUAUAAAAACCCCAAAAUACAGUAACAUGUAGCAUUACAAGAGCUGUUUGUGAUGCUUUUCAGAAUAUUUUCUUUAUCUUUAGGCGAUUGUGUGGGCUUGGUGGCCAUGCCCAGCAUUCUGCAUUACAGUACCUUCAGUGAAUGGGCUCAAAUAUUGCAAAUAUUUCCUCAAACAAGUGCUGAAAGAUGGCUAUUACAUUUACUUUGGAAUACAAAAUGAAAUGAGAUGCUUUAAAAAGGUUGCAUUUCCAAAAAGACUGGCGUUAAAACGGCACGAAAUGGUUAUAAAAACCAAUAUGCUUUCUUGUGUAAACACAAUUUUCUUCAAUAAUUUGUCUUUUACUGAGCACAUUAUUCCAUUUUGAAAGCUUAUACACCUUAGAAAAAUAUCCCUUUGACAUUUGUUGUUGCUUUGUAUGCAUGAAAAAUAAGUGGCUAACCAUGCGUGUGCCUUCCUAUCAAAUUGUUUGAAAAAGUAUAAAAAAGCCACUAUAUAUAAAUAUAAAUAUAUACAAAACAGUCAAUCCAUCAAAGAGGGUAUGAAUGCACGUUUCUGACAUCUGUUCCUACAGCACUGAAAUACAUUUCUCUGGGUAUUCUCUUACAGGUCAAAUUCAAAUAUGUAUCACACCAUAAGCACUAACAGGAGAUUAGAAAUGCAUGGGAUGCUUUCUGAAAGUGAUUCUGUGUGAAAGGAAAAAAAAGAUACGAGAGGUGGAAGCAAAGUGCUACAAUAAUCGUGUGUCCGUUCUUGCUAGAGAUUUAGGCAAAAGAAAAUGAAAAAAAAAAGAAACAGAAGAGGCCAGCAUUAAUCGAGGAGAAGAAAAUACAGGUUGUGAUUCUUGUCACCUCCCCCUGGGUUUGUUUGAAAAUGUACAAAAGGAGUGGAACAGAAAAAAAAGAGACACGACCAAAAUAAGAGGCAGUAAUAUAGCAAUGAAUUGGCA
Molecule: messenger RNA, 5682 nt
Organism: Acanthopagrus latus (yellowfin seabream)
Lineage: Eukaryota; Metazoa; Chordata; Actinopteri; Spariformes; Sparidae
Gene: col9a2
Product: procollagen, type IX, alpha 2
Exons: 33
Coding region: 456-2531 (691 amino acids)
Source: RefSeq, a predicted model, not a curated record